UGGCAGCACUGGUGUAUUUGUUUGUCUGCUCGUUCAAUAAACGUAAAAACAGAAAACGCAGCUCUGUGAUCUCUGUAUACGUCACUCCACAAUGCUCCAACUGUCCCAAUACGCAGCAACUUGAUAAAGGCAGCAAGGUAAAAGCAUUUAUGUGUUUCAUUUAGAAAAUGGACGCAAUACUAGAGUGAACAGGAACGGCUCCCCAUCAUCAUGCCCAUAUCCCUGCAGGCCGCGGGUGGCACUGUCGCAGCUCCGACCUCGACUCCAACUCCAGCUCCGGCUCCGACUGCUGUGCCGGCUACUCUCUCCGUCAGUGCCUCCGGCACCCAGAUGCUGCGUCCCCAGACACUGGCUGGUCCCGAGCGUGAGCCCAUUGAGUUCAACAUCAACUUGGUCGGCGCUCCGCCUGAGGUGGAGCAGCUGGUGGAGCAGAUCAAGAGCGUGGCCGAGCAGUUCCUCUACCACUGGAAGAGCUUUCCCAUUGUGUUACCGCAGGCGUUGGCUAGCAGUGGGUUGAAUCUGACGGCCAGCAAUGCGACGAACAGCGUGAGCAGCCGCAAAACGCGUCCCAUCAAUCUGCGCGACCUAUUUAUAGCGCCUCCCUUCGACGAGCUGGACGCAGUGGCCUCCGACGGGAGCGGAGAACCACGCCGGCUAACGAGCGCCCAGCUGAAGACGCUGCGGGAAACUGGCUUGCAAAAGGAUAAAUAUGGAAAGCCGAAGAAAUUAACUUUGGAACAAUUGGAAACAAUACGUAAAAAUGGGGAGUUCGAUGUGCCCAGUCUGCACUUUCCGGGCCAGGUGCACAAGUGGCGCCUCUCCCAGCUGCUCCAGAAGGGAAAGCUUCGAACUCAGGACUCCUUCUUGAGCGAUUUGGCCUUGGCUGCUCGCUUCGUCGUGGUCACCGCCCGAGCACGGAUCUUCUCGCACUUCUUCUCCGUGGUGCAUGCGGUGCAUGGUCUUCUAAUGGCGUUUACCAAGCUGGCGGACAUGUUUAUCGGAGUGCCGGCUUUAUUGGCCCAUAACCUGGACUACAAGAUCAAGGAGGAGCGAUGUCGGUUCCUCAUAGCCGAGUUGGUCUGUCGGCCCGAGUUCGAGGACUGCCUGGAUGGUCUGUGCUCCUAUGUCCGGAAAAUGCUGCGUCGCGCUACCAUGGAAAAGUUUGACUUCAACAGCUGCGAGGUCAGCCAGCCCGUGCCGUAUCUCUUCUUAACGCCCAAGGGACAGGAGAUCGACUUGCGUCUCUUCUGUCGCGACAUCAUGCGAAAGGCCCUGCCUGUUCUCAUUGGAAUUUUGGAGCGAGAGACGCGGGGCUGGUUCUUGCACUUCCGCGAACGACUGAUCGCUGAACUGCGGGCCAAGAAGCUGAACGACAAGGAGAUCGAGGAGGAGGUGAACGAGGCGGUGAUGAAGGAGUAUUUACAGCGGGUCUACAGCUCCAUCGUAUCCAAUGCCAAGCUGGCGGAGCUGGGCUCCGGAGUGCCCGAACUGCUUGUGCAGCAGGCCCAAUCUGUGGUGAUUAUGUACAAGGCGGUGGACAAAGUGCAGCAGGACAUUAAGCGCACCCGCGAGGACCAUCAGAAGUGUUUGGCCAAUGAUCAUUCAGUGCUGUCACGCGUGGCUCCCUGGUUGCGCUCGAAGCUGCGCCACGCCGAGGAGAACCGACUGCACAAGAGCGCCUGGUCGGCCCACGAGGAGGCCCUAAAGAUGUGCACCCAGCACAAUUUGCAUCAGACCGCCUACUUUUUGUCCCGCGACCUUGCCUUCAUGAAGGAGCGCGAGCCAGUGCUGCUAAAGGAGCUUAAGAACGCUAAGACACCCACGCGCAGUUUCCAGUGGGCGUGUCGCAUUUGGUCACCGCAAUCGUGGAUCAUACGGCGCAACUUCCAGGGCCAGUCAGACGUGAUACCCACUGUGAUCAGCCAGCAUGCUACCAGCAUUGUCACCCCGCGCUCGGAUCCCAGCCAGCCGGUGUUUCUGGUCGAGAAGGAGAUCAUUCGCACCACCAGCACCCGCUGGCCCUUCUGGCGCCUGCUGAACAUGAUCCAGCGCAUCUGGUGCUGGUCCUGGAACAUGAUGUUUCUGCUGGGAAUUCUCGUGCCGUGGUGCAGCCCGCUGGGUCUGCGGGCUCUCUGCUGUGUGAAGCCGUUCAUGCCCGAUCUAGAGCUGUCGCAAAUCAAUGGCACUCUGUUCCCACGGAAAACCAGCAUCACACAGACGAUGGCAUCGCGACUCAUCGAGCUGUGGCGGCACAUAUCAAAGUCGCGCACUCACUUUGAAACGGAACCGGACACAGGCUUUAUCGGCAAGGGCUUGACACGCAACCUUAAUCGCACUUGGAAUUAUUUCGUUAAGGGAUUCCUCGGAACGGUUGUCAUACUUUUCGCUUUUCCGUUGAUCUGCCUAGCCGCCAGCUUGCUGAGCAUCGCACUGGCAGUGACGGCUCCCCUGUGGAUUCCCGUGUUCGUUCUCCUGCUGCACAUCUACAUGAUUCUGAUAUAUGACUUGGAUGCGCCGGACAACACGAACAAUCGCUACUGCAUACUGCUGGAGGCCAUAGUUUGGAAUUUUCUCAUACAGGGUCUACUGCAGCCGCUGGCAGCGGUUCUAGUAGCUACAGUGAUCUGUCCCCUGGCAGCCGGAGUCGUAUUUAUAGUCGGCGUCGUUAGAUAUUCCCUUCGCAUAGUCUGGGACUCCCUCACGUACCAUUUGUUUAUCAAAAAGUGCGGACGGGUGCCGGCUUCGGAUAGUAUUGCGGUUAAGCGAAUUGCCGGACCCGGACUGGCCCUGGACUACUACUUUAUUAUCCGGCCAGAGCAGGCUUUGGCCGCACUAGAGGCUAAAAUGGAACUUGACGAGCUGCAAGCCUACCAGCAUGCCACGGAACGGGUGGUCCUGCAGCCCCAACAGGAUUUCCUGCAGUUCGUCGAGGCCUGCUUUGGUCCCUUUUCCGCCCAAAUCAGCAAGGCAGGUCCAUACUUAUCGCUGGACCGCGAGGCGCAGGAUCUGAUGAGCACGUUGCACGAAAAGCUGGAAAAGCGACGACGAGAACUGCAGACGGCGUUGACCACCCAGAUCAAGUCGCGUAUCAAGUUGAAUACCAAAGAAUUGAAGAUUGCUAUACAACUGGCCGCCCAUAUUUUAGAGAAAUAUUAUCCGUCUCAUGUAAUCGGCCGACUGUCGAUUAGCGAAGAAGAAUUCUGGGAUAACAAGGGUCUCACGGUGAACGACUGGCCGGGACUGGCUGGCCUUAUAUACACCGACAUAUUUAGUUUAGAUUUUCUAACGCCAUUGACUGAACACGAUACCCAUUUUAAGCUAGAACCACAUGCCUCGCUCGAUCUGAUGCGUUACACGGAGAUGGUGAAGAAUGCUACCGAUGUGAUUGGCUCCAAGGGGCUGGACCUACUGGGCAAUGUUUAUGCGCCGCGAGGCAACGUCCAGGUGCAUUUACCCUUCCUCGAGGUGACAGCCUUCAAUCCACGCUCCCGCAUAACGCUCACUUUCCGCAAGCCCGAGAAGCGGGACAUGUCUGUGGGACUGACAACACCCCGAGUGCGUGCCCAUCGGGCCCAGCAUGUGCCGAAGUCGCCGCAGGAGGUCCAGAAGCCCUGGCGUCCGUGGAAGCAGCAGUGCGGGGAGAAGAGCGUGACGGAAAACCUACUCAUCCCACUGCCGGUACCGCAUCCCGUUCACAUUGCCAUUGCCAUCUACAAUCGCGACACGGAGCAGCCGAUACCCCUGGAUUCUGAGCUGGUGUGGGAAAUCCUCAAGUCGAUCGAGGACUGUCAAGGCGGCGAUGCUAUGGCUGUCCAGGCUGUGUCGCGAUAUCGCGGAGCGGUUAUGGAGUCCAGCAACGAUUCGCUGGCCAGCAGCAGCAGCAUUGGCAGUACCCGGGACUCGGGCUCUGGUUCUGUUUCAGGCUCUGCCUUGGGCAAUGGCACUGAGACCUUGCCCUGUGGCAAUCGUGAGGUGUGCACGCAGGUGAAGGUAGAUGCUGAACCGGCUGCCAGCACUUCUGGUUUCCAUUGGACUCUCAGCAAUUGGGGAGCAGCGCAAACAGCACGUCGUCGUACCAACUCAAAUGUGCGCGUGGAUCUUGCCAGUCCGGAGGAUAUAUCCCUGGAUACUGAUAGCUCGCGUGCCGUUUUUAACAACGCCUACGGCACAACUGUCUAGAAGGAUCGCACUCAGUGGUUUGGGCACACACAUAAGUAUGUAUUAACCAACACACACAUCCCCGUAGAUUUAAGCGUGGUUGCUUGCUUUUUAAAAAGGGAGAGCAAGGUCCCCCUCGAAUAUGGUUUUAGGUAGACGCCAAGCUUAUUUCUGCUCGAAUCGAAACACUAUUUAGAAAGUUAAUUUAUCGUUUCUUACCUUACGAGGGAACAAUCCUGGAUCAUUGAUUAUUUUAUGCCACACCCCUCUCUCCCUAAGCAGCCGCGCUAGUUAAGGAGAGUACUAUGAACAAAUUUAUCCAUCUAACUAUAUAUUUACAUACGCGUAUAUGAUAUACAUAUGUAUAUGAUUCGAUUGCCAAAUCGAAAUGCAACAAACUUCAAUCUAGUCGCAAGCAAAUUUUAUGCAGCAAUCUACAGAACUCGACUUCUUAUUCGGCCAAUAAGAAAACUAAACACUAAACGGAGCAGCUCCAUGACAGCAGUUUCCAUUUAAAGUACACUUGAAUUGCAUUAACAACAAAGCCAUGAGAUUUUUCUUUGUACCUUUAACCAAUACAAGACCACAUUUAUGUUUAGCAAUUUUGUAUUAUAAAAAAUACACGAAUUGUACUACGAGCAGCUUAACCAGAUAUAUUGUUAAUUAAUGACUAAUUUAUUUAUACGUAUACACACGAUCACUCAGAAGAAUACUAAUGUUUUAACUACUCCAGUACUUUUUCUUCCAAAACUACUAAACGCAAAUAUUAAUUGUAGUUAAGAGAACAAUUAAAUAACAGCAUUAAACGAGGGCAUACGCCAGAGUAAUUUUACAAAGAUAAAUAGGACAAAAGGAUAAAACAUUUUUACAUUUAUAUAUACAAAAAUAUUUAGAUCAUAUAACCGCAAAUGAAAAACCUGUUGACAUUUCCAAAGCAGCUUUUUAGUCCCCGAUACCAAUUCGACGAUGGGAUGACAUCGAUAUUUGACGCGAGAAGCGAUAUAUAAAGCGAUCUUUAAGCUAUGAAAUAUAUGUUCGAUAUAGGAGCAAUAUAAUCAGAAUAUAGAACAGGAUAAAAUCGAUAAUAUCCAAGUUUUAAAGUUAUAUGAAAUAUUUUUCGUUUUAUCAAAAUUCACGGUAUUUUAGAUAUGAAUUAUAUUUCUUGAUAUAUCAUAUCGGACUUUUCCUAUCGAUAUACAUCCCUUAUUCGACCAGUUCCAUGCCCUGUGCACCUCCAAUGCCCUCCAAGUAUUUAUCGUGCGAAAUUCCCUUGAAACAAUACAUUUUCAACUGCCACAAAUGCAAGUAUUAUCCGCACCGCGCACUAUGCCCAUUAAUAAGUUAAUUUUGAUAUCGCUUCGGCAGCUUCCAGUGUUACGUUUAAGCCUCUAACCGAUCUAUUUAUUAUUUGUGUCGAAUGUCGAAUAAUGAUAACUCCAGCAAUGGAAUGAAUCUUUACAUACAAAUAUACAAAAACAUUUACAUAAAUCUAUGUAUGUAGUUAUACAAAUUAAACAGAGGGAAAGCAAAUCCUUACCAACGGUAAAUCUCAUGAAAAUGCAUUGAACAAUUUUAUGUAAAAUGUUUUCUUAAUAUUAAACAAAAACAAACAAGAUGUAACAAUAAAUUACGAAUGAAUGAUUAUGAGUGCUCGCAGCUUUUCAAGUGGCGUGCAGUUGAGACUGUCACUCACACUGCUUUUAAAGUUGCCUGCACAAAAUUGUAGUUUAAAAUGUAAUAAUAAAAAU
This is a messenger RNA of Drosophila serrata, 5906 nucleotides long. RefSeq lists its product as uncharacterized. The record is from RefSeq and is a predicted model, not a curated record. Lineage: Eukaryota; Metazoa; Arthropoda; Insecta; Diptera; Drosophilidae.